CCCUCCCUCCCGCGGCAGCCUGGGCUCCGUUCGGCCGCAACUUCCUGCCGAGUGCUGGGGAACUGCGCCCGUUUCGGGGACCCUCGAAGUUCGGUGCUCGUAGCGGGAAGAAGCUGGGACCGCAGGACGGCCAGCCGUGGGCGGGAGUGGCCAGCUGCUCCAGUAGCUUCCGAGAGCGACUUUCAAACUCGCGCCCGCUUUGCGGCGCCACCUGGGCAGCUCCGCGUUCCCUGCGCGUCGCGAACCGGCCAGCCGGCGGGGUGGCCACCGCUCGAAUCUCCCCGAGGUGACAAUCCCGGGCAGCGAUGCCAGGAUGCCCGUCUCCACUGCCCUCCACCAAGAUGGCAGCCAGGAGCGUCCACCCAGCCUAAUGUCCACCACUUCCUCAUCUGGCUCCUCCCGUGACAGCCACAGUGCCAUGGAGGAGCCCGCCAGCUCUGAGGCUUCAGCCCAGAAUGGGACAGGCUCCCCUUGGGGCCGGCACGUCCCCAAUAGCAACAACAACUCCAGCGGCUGGCUGAACAUGAAGGGACCCCUCUCCCCUUUCAACGGCCGUGCAGGGACAAGUCCUGCCCACCACAAACUCAGCUACCUGGGCCGGGUGGUGCGAGAGAUUGUGGAGACAGAGCGCAUGUAUGUCCAGGACCUGCGGAGUAUUGUGGAGGACUACCUCUUGAAGAUCAUUGACACUCCCGGGCUCCUGAAGCCAGAGCAAGUCAGUGCCCUCUUUGGGAACAUCGAGAGCAUCUAUGCGCUGAACAGCCAGCUUCUCAGAGACCUGGACAGCUGCAAUAGUGACCCUGUGGCUGUGGCCAGCUGCUUCGUGGAAAGGAGCCAAGAGUUUGAUAUCUACACUCAGUAUUGUAACAACUACCCCAACUCAGUGGCAGCCCUGACGGAGUGCAUGCAGGACAAGCAGCAGGCCAAGUUCUUCCGAGACCGGCAGGCGCUGCUGCAGCACUCCCUGCCUCUGGGCUCCUACCUGCUGAAGCCCGUUCAGCGCAUCCUCAAGUACCACCUGCUGCUCCAGGAAAUUGCCAAACAUUUUGACGAAGAAGAGGAAGGCUUCGAGGUGGUAGAGGAUGCCAUCGACACAAUGACAUGUGUGGCCUGGUACAUCAAUGACAUGAAGAGGAGGCAUGAGCACGCGGUUCGGCUGCAGGAGAUUCAGUCGCUGCUCAUUAACUGGAAGGGGCCAGACCUGACCACCUAUGGAGAACUGGUCCUGGAAGCCACCUUCCGCGUACACCGCGUGCGCAACGAGAGGACUUUCUUCCUCUUUGACAAGAUACUGCUCAUCACCAAGAAGCGGGGCGAUCACUUCGUCUACAAGGGUCACAUUCCGUGCUCCUCACUGAUGCUGAUCGAAAGCACCAGAGACUCCCUCUGCUUCACCGUUACCCACUAUAAGCACAGCAAGCAGCAGUACAGCAUCCAGGCCAAGACAGUGGAGGAGAAACGGAGCUGGACGCACCACAUCAAGAGACUCAUCUUGGAGAACCACCAUGCCACCAUCCCCCAGAAGGCCAAGGAAGCCAUCUUGGAAAUGGACUCUUACUAUCCCAGCAGGUAUCGUUGCAGCCCUGAGCGGCUGAAGAAGGCGUGGUCAUCCCAGGAUGAGGUAUCUACCCACGUGCGCCAAGGACGCCGGCAGUCUGAGCCGACCAGACACCUGCUCAGGCAGCUGAAUGACAAAGCAGCCAGAGCAGCAGGAAUGAAGCAUGCAGGCAGUGCCGGAGCCCUCCUGGACUUUGGGCAGCUACCCCCUGCACAGGACCUGCAACCAGAGGCUGAGGGGGCUGCCACGGAGGAGCUUGAGGAAGAGGAGGAGAUAGUGGAGGAGGAAGAGCAGCAGCAGACCUUCCCAGUCUCCCUGGAAGACUUGGCAGGGCAUGAAGGCAGUGAGAAGGUGCCUGGGCCAGAGCUCCCAGGCUCGGAGGAGGAGGAGGAGGAGGAGGAGAGUCUAGCAGUGGCUGAGCAGGUAGCUGACUUUGCCAGCUCCCUGCUGGCUGCCCUCCACUGCUGGCACUAUCGGGCCAACGCUUUACUUUUCUCCCGGGGUGCUAUGGGGAAGAGACACAGGGAGUCUGAAGACUCUAAAAGCUGCAGAAGGCCCAGCGACCGGUCUCCAACCAGCGCAGAGAAUCGCAUGAGCUUCGAGUCUGUUUCUUCCCUGCCAGAGGUUGAGACAGAUCCUGAGCCUGGGGCUGAGCAAGAGGCCUUGACUGCCUUGGAAGGUCCCAGCACUGAGGAGAUGCCUUCAGAGCCAGAAUCUCCAGGAGUUCUGGAAACACAGCUCCAUGUCCCCAAGGGGCUGUUGCAGGUAGAUGGUCCAGUUGAUGUGGUGGACUUUGUGGAGCCUGAGGGCACUGAGGACCUUAAGGCCCUGAGUAGUGAAGAGGAGGAAGAGGAGGAACUGGGAGCUCCCCAGGAGCCCGAGAGCCUGCUGCCACCCUCAGUGCUGGACCAGGCCAGUGUCAUCGCUGAGCGGUUUGCCAGUAGCUUCUCUCGGCGGAGCAGCCUGGCCAUAGAGGAUGGGAAGUCCAGUGGCCUCGGGACACCGCGGCUGGUCAGCCGGAGCAGCAGCGUGCUUAGCCUGGAGGGCAGUGAGAAGGGCCUAGCCCGAUGGAGCAGCACUGGGGACUCCCUCAGCAACCCCCCCACCCCAGAAGUGGUCAUCAGUGCAGACAUGGUCACAGACAAUGGCCCUUCUGUCAAUGGAACGGAAUCUCCAAAUUCAGGCUCAGGCUGCUCCACGGAACCGGACAAAUCUUCCUGCAAGAAGAAGGAAUCAGCAUUGUCCACCCGAGACCGGCAGUUGCUGGACAAAAUCAAGAACUACUACGAAAAUGCAGAGCACCACGACGCAGGCUUCAGCAUCCGGCGGCGGGAGAGCCUCUCCUACAUCCCGAAAGGAUUGGUGCGGAGCUCGGUGUCCAGGUUCAACAGCCUCCCCAAGCCAGAUUCAGAGCCAGCAGCUCCAAUUGGGUACAAGAGGCCAGGGAGUUCUCGGCCAGCCUCAUGGGCCUUGUUUGACCUCCCAGGACCCAGCCAGUCAGGCACAGGGGAGCCCGCUCCCAUCACAGAUGCUGAGUUUCGCCCAUCUUCAGAAAUUGUGAAGAUAUGGGAGAGAAUGGAAUCUUCAGAGAGAAGUCCACGGACAGGGCCUGGUCAGAGCCAGGCCAACGGCUUUGAGCUCCAAGAGCCGUUGUUCAUCUUGGAGGAGCACGAGCUGGGGGCUAUCACCGAGGAGUCUGCCGUGGCCUCUCCGGAAAGUGCCUCUCCCACCGAGCAGCCCAACCCAGCCCACCUGGCCCAGGAGCUGAAAGAGCUGGUGAGAGAGCUGAGCAGCAGUGUCCAGGGGGAGCUGGUCACCCCAUUGCACCCCCGAAUCAUGCAGCUCUCCCACGUGAUGGACAGCCAUAUGAGUGAGCGGGUCAAGAACAAGGUCUACCAACUGGCCCGCCAGUACAGCCUCCGAAUUAAGAACAUCAAGGCAGCUAGGCCACCUCUGCCGUGGGAUAAAGCAUCUCCUGACAGGGAUGAGCAGAUCCCCACCAUCUCUGGCCAGCCCGAGGAAGCUGGAGAGCUGUCAGGGGGCAAAGCCAGGAGGAAGCCUGUGCUAUCCCUCCUUAGCUAUGAGCAGCUAAUGGCCCAGGAACAGGGUACCUCCAAGACUUCCUCUGCUGUUGCUGCUGCUGCUGCUGCUGCAGAGACCUCCCCACGCCGGUUCUCCCUCAGCCCUUCUGCGCUCAGCCCAAGAAGUGCCUCCUCCGGGUCUCGGCCCUCCACUCGGAGCCCCCUCAGCCCCUUCGACACUGAGACCUUCAACUGGCCUGAUGUCCGAGAGCUCUGCUCCAAGUAUACAUCCAACGACAAGGCUGCCCAAGCCGAGAGCAGCUGGCCGCGUGGCCUUCUGGUCAACCGGAGCCGCUCCUUGCCUGAGAACAUAGUAGAGCCUCCUGUAUCUGGCAAGGUGGGCCGCUGCAGCAGUAUGAACACAAAGAGGCGCCAGGGGGAUGGGGAGGCUUCCCAGCCGCCACCUCCUGAGUCUCCUCCCCAAAGCAGGCUGAAUGGAGAGGAAUCCCUGUAUAUCACUGCAGACCUUACCCUGGAGAACAACCAGCGAGUGAUUGUCAUGGAGAAAGGGCCCCAUCCCAGCUCCACUAUGGGGAUGGAGGAGGGCAGUGGGAAGGAACUGAGUUCACCAGUAGCUUUGAAAGGGCAGGGCCAAGGUUUCCUGGGGUCUACAGAGUACCAGCCCAAGGAAGACGGUUCCAGGGACCCAGCAGACACAAACAAGCAGGGUAGAGUGAGAAACCUGAGGGAGAAAUUCCAGGCCUUAAACUCUGUGGGUUGACUGACCCCUGAAGGAGAGAGCGGCCAUGUCAAGGACUGGCAUGCUCCACCAGGCCUGGGUCGCUAAGGCUGUGCCUCCAUUCUUCUGGAAGAGUAACCGGUUUGGGGAGCGUGUGUGAACUCAGCUGCUACCUGUGUUGGCAUGUCCUCACCUCCCCAGGGAGGUCCUGUGAGAACUUUCCUUAGGCCCAGAUGAGCCACUUACCUUGUAAAUAUUUCUCUGAUAAGAAGCCAAAUAUUUUAUUUAAGCUUACUCUGCCCAAGGGGAGCAAGUACUGUCCUGGCUUCCCUUACUGCCUGGCCACUGCCUGGCUGGGGAUCCAAGGGGAAACCUAGGAAGCAGCCUGGGCAGACUCUGCUCUUUACCUGCCUUGUCUUAGGACCUAGGCGGGAAUGAGGCCAAUAAUUUAUUGCUUUCAAUCCUGUGGGGUGCGUGGAUACAUGUGUGUGAGCGUGUAUGUGUGUGUGACUGUAAGCGUGCCCGCACAUGCACGCACGUGUCCUGUAAAGAAUGUAACGGACUUAGUUCAGGUACUCUUGAAGGUUGUCUUGCUGGCCCCGUGGUUGUUGCUGAUGAAUACACAUUUCAUUAUUUGCCAAUGGUGCAGUAACCACUGCUGGCCAUCCAACCAACCUGUGUGUGGUCUCCUUAUUGGGGACCACUCGGGAGGAUUCUUCACGGGUCAAGGGACAUGGAAUGCUCACUCAGUGUCUAAGCACAGGAAACAGGAGACACCGGGGUGCUCCCAGGUCCGGUGGGGUACAGAGUGUGAGAUGGGAACUUUGUCCCUGCCAUGUCUGCUUCUCUGCACUGCUCUGUCCACCCCACGGCCCAGCAUCCUGUCUGGGUUGGGAAUCCCACAUGUGAGCCCUUCACUUUUCUCCCAAAGACAAAAUUAUAUUAACACGCUGGAGUUGCUAGGGGCAAGCAGAACACCUCAGAUAAGCAAGUUUCUGGUGCCCAGUGCCUUUCCCUCCUUCUCUCCCUCUCCAGCUCCUAGGAGCAGGGAUCCUAAGGCCGAGGCCUAGAAAUGUCCUCCGGUGGUUUGCAGUGUUGUGGGAAUGCACAGGCAUUUUGUUAGGGUGGACCCCGUUUUCGCAGCAUCCACAGAACUGUCCCGUUGCAGAGGACCAGGAAUGCCCCAUUUCUGGGUGGACCCUUUCCUCCACGGAAGACCAGCCUUACUUCAUCUUGUUUGUUCUGUCUGGGGCCAGAAAGGAGGGGACUGUAGGGCCCUGGUGGUUGAUAGAGAGGUCAGUCUCUUGAGUAUUGUCUGCAAGUCUAUAGAAUUAAGACCUGGGGAAUCUUCCAACCUAGGAGGAUGGAUUAAAUCUGAACAUGGGUCCAUCCAGUCCCCCACUGUCGGGUGAGUGGUGGCCUCCUGGGCAUGAGCAGAGCUGGACCGCAUUAGCCCAUGUUAGUUGUUCUGAGUCUUCUAUGGCCCUUUGGUAGUCACUGAGAAGACAGCUACCGGUUUUGAGCAGGCCCAUCCCAGGAUGUGACACCUGAUAGCAAUCGUAAAAGCACUGGAUAGAUGACUCAAACUCCUGCCCCAGCCUUGCUGGCAGCUAGCUGGGACACCCAACUGUGUACUUUCCUCACCUCCAGAUUGAAGGCUGGAUGAGUCACUGUUUCUCAGACUCAGUGAUGCCACCCAGGCGUGGAGCCUCAGCAGUUGUUGCUAAUGUCUUUCGGAUGUUCCUCACACUCAGUGUCUAGGUGUGCCUGGGAACCUUGGACAGGGAUCAUUGCUUUCACUGGUACUUAUCAGAAUAUCUGAGGGGCCUCUGGAACCUGGCAGUCUUGUAUCCCACCCAGGUCAAACAACCCUGAAAAUGGAUCCCCAAACAGAUUAGGGAUCAAGCUCCUGCACCCUGUAGUGAAGAGCAUGAACAGUGAUUGCUGAGGAAUGACUUUGAUCUAGAGUUGAUUGAAUUCAUGAGUAAGCAAGCUUCCUCGGGGUCUCAGAAUGGGUUUAGGGCCUGGAUGCCAACAGAGUCAGCACGUAAUCCUCUCAGGAACAAACCAAAGUCUAGCGGUCCCUCUGUUUCCAUGGUACCUGUCCUCUGAAGUUCAGUUCAAAGGAAGACGAGAAUAGUCAAAGAAACAGAAACAAACACGGAGUAUUAUUGAUUUAUUAGAAAAACUAGUAAAUGGGAUUCCUCUGGUUAUGGAAGCACGUUUGAGCAGGUGGAGGACAAGGCCCAGCCAGCCCCAGGACCAGCCCCAGAUGGCAUGAUCUGUGCCCAACAGGGUCGCAUUCCUCUACAGUCACCUCGUCUUAUGUCCUCCCUGAGCUUGUUUGUCCAAGGGACCAAGCCAUGUGGCCUGCUGGCCACCUCCUCUGAAUCUGCUUCCUCUUGCUGAGAGGAGGCAGAUCCAGGGCCAGCCUAGAGGACCUGUUGCCCUCCAAUAGGCAGGAAGGAGAGGUGGGGGUCAGGGGGAGUGCCUACACAGACUUCUGUUAGUACCAAUGGAGGUGGGGUGGGAGGGUCCCGGGACCCUCUCUAUUCCUCCUCAGCCCAUCUGCCAUGGCCCAGGACAAAGGGACAGGGAAAGGGACCUUGUCUGACCAAGCCCAGAGAGCUUCCUCCAACUACCCUGGGGAGGAAGCCUGUUAUGCUGGUGUGGACGGUAGCUGAGUUAACCCAGUUUGGGAGUACUGUCAAGGAAGACCGCAAAGUAGAAAAUACCAGGAGAAAAAUCAGCCUGCCAGGACACCGGGAGAGCCUAGCCCUGGAAUGCAGAAUUCCCCCAAAGUUGGCCACUUGUAGAGUCAGUUCCAUGCCUAGGGGCCUGGAUGAUGUGGAUGAGAAGUGUGUGUGGGGGGGUGCUGUUUGUGAUGGUAGGUCACGGUGCAGUUGACUAGCCUGUGUGAUCCUUUGAGAUGAGAUUCUAGCUCUUCCAUUGGAGCCUUCCUUUUUGGCUUUGCGGAAUUUCUCACUUCAGGUGCUACAUGGGUACAUGUUGAGGGGAAAUAAUAGACCCCUGUACCUUGAUGCCCCCUGUCCAAAGACUAGACCAAGGAAAGUGCCUGCGGGAGCUGUUUGCCACCCAAUGCUUCAGCAUGGAGUCCAGAGAUAGACAUCCCUUCUCUCCAUGCACCAUGGCACUUUUUAUUGUCAGGGGUGCACGUGCCUCCCUGUCUGCUGCUUUGGUUUCUCCAGCUGUAAAAAGAGGCUGGCGGAUGGUGCCCACUGUGUUCCCCAUAGAAGGGGAGGGCUAUAGGGUCCUAUACACCAAGGCCAAGUAAAGACGCUGUGGAGAUGAGAAAACCAGGGCCCGAUGGCCACAGUGGCCUCAGUGGCUUUUAUCUACUGGGGUUGCAUUCAUACUCACAUGUUGGGGGGUCACAGGUGCACCUGAUCUCUGAGUUAUACCUGCCUGGUCGACAAGGGGUUCUGGGGAGGCCUAGGAACUGGGCGCUUCCCAUUGAGCCUUACCCACGGGGAAGGCAGUAGAAACUGGCUGUGAUCCCUGGAGACACGGAUGGUCUCCUAGGUGAAAAGGCCUGUUGCCUCGACUCCACCUAACUCCAGCUGCCAGACUGGCUGGAGCUAUGUUGCUUCCAGUUGUGUAGCAGAGAAUGUCUUCAGGACCAGCGGUCCUAUUCCUCCACAGGCACGGGGAAUCGCUCCCUGGGGUGGGCGACAGAGCCCCCUUUGAUGCUUGGAGAGGGAUGGUAGGUGUUUGGAGACCUUUAUACCAUGUGAGCCCCCAGAAUCUAAGACUAGGCCUGCAGAAGCCAAUCAGCAGGGGUCAUACCUUUAAGACUGUGUUCCCAACAUCCAUCCCUAUAUUCCAGGGGUAAUUAUGUCACAUGCCUGCAUUUGUCAUCCCUUGGUAAUAAACAGAGCUCUGUGACCAGCCA
Arvicola amphibius (Eurasian water vole) is the source of this 8231-nucleotide messenger RNA. RefSeq names its product pleckstrin homology and RhoGEF domain containing G3 (gene Plekhg3). The coding region runs from base 314 to 4360 and encodes 1348 amino acids. The record is from RefSeq and is a predicted model, not a curated record. Gene Ontology annotation, molecular function: guanyl-nucleotide exchange factor activity. NCBI's taxonomy places the organism in Eukaryota, Metazoa, Chordata, Mammalia, Rodentia, Cricetidae. The transcript is spliced from 18 exons.